Aspergillus homomorphus CBS 101889 is the source of this 2939-nucleotide messenger RNA. RefSeq lists its product as uncharacterized. The record is from RefSeq and is a predicted model, not a curated record. Lineage: Eukaryota; Fungi; Ascomycota; Eurotiomycetes; Eurotiales; Aspergillaceae. The coding region runs from base 306 to 2600 and encodes 764 amino acids. The transcript has 2 exons.
CCCCAACAUUCUCUCUCCCCCUCUCCGACUGAUCUUCAUCCUUUCAACUCAGGAAUCUCUCUUUAUCCUGAGUCCUCAUCCCGUCCCGUAUGGCUGCCCGAUGACGAUCGACACUUCUCUUGGCGCUUUCUCCGGCUUCUCCGCGCCUCGUGUUUAUUUGUCUGCCAGCCUCUCUCUUUCUUUCUCGUUCUCGUCGUUCGCCUUUUUCGGGCCCUCCACUUGAGCCUUUAGGUCUCCCCCUUCUUUGACUUCCGAGCGCAUUGCUGGCAUAGUCUAUCCAGACCAGGACUUCCCCUCCACGUCCCAUGCCGAAGGUUGACGCUGCGGGGGAGGGGGACGCUGUUUCAGGGCUGCCUCGAGGCCCCGUUGAGGCCCGCUCGUUAUCCUCCAUCACAGCCAUCGCCUCCAAUCCUCCGGCUUACCCCCGCAACCCCGCGCAGAAAAAGUUGGACCCUUUAGUCCUGUACAUCGUGCGCGUACCCGGCAGUAGAGAUGUCUUUCUCACUCCCUUGAAACCCCCGACCAAAUCGAGCGUAUCCGCGGAGGCUAUCAAUGCCUCCCUCUAUUAUUUGCACGUCGCAACACCCGAAGACGAGGCCCUUCUUCAGGAAUAUGAGCAAGAGCGCGAAGAGGAGGCCAAACUGCGCAAAGAAGUCCUUGGGGGCGAAGCGCAACCGCCUCUUCUUGCAGACCCGCAUCUGGCGCGGUUGAAUAACGUCAGGCGCAAGCCUGUACCAGGCGCUCCGAAUGCGCCUGCUGCGACCAACGCAGAAGCCAAUGUCGCAUCUCCUCCGCUUCCAGCUCGGCCGCUCCCGACGUCGUGGAAUUCGCAGGAAGCCCAAUCUCCAACCCCGAAUCCGGAUACUCUGCAACGCCCCUAUCUGCCUUUCCGUCCUAGCUUCCCAGGAACGUUACCGGGUGAUUCCUCCCCGAUUACAUCUCCGCACAUUCUGUCAUUGGACGAUCGCGACACCGGUCUGCAGCUCGUUACGGGAGAUAGUAUGAAUGUGGAGAAUGCGCGCCCACAUAGGCACCUUCCUGCAGUCCCGCAGGAAGAACCUGCAACUAGUGACGCUGGUCAAGCCAAGAGAUCCAACCGGUGGAGCGCGGCAUUGUCGGGCUACAUAUCCCGCGGGCAGGAAAGCUGGAAGGGCAAAUACGAGGCUCUAUCAUCCAGUCGCAAUAGCUUAGACACUAGGCGGCCUCAAAUUCGACCUCAAAUUCGACCACACUCAGCCCAUGGGAGUCCGUCGCGCUCUUAUCAGGGAUCGCCUGCACGGAGCCCAGGCCAGUCUCCGAACCGAAGACCGCAGGAGCGCCAGACCCGCGAGGCCCCCGGAUUUCACAUCACUCUCAUCCGGCGCGAUCCAACACAUGGCAGUCAAUGGAAUGUCGCAACAAUUUCGACCCCAGGCUUGGACGGUAGCGCAUUCGACAUUGAGAUUUCCACUCCAGGCUACAAUCGAUUCCUCGCGCAGGAUGAGCCUUUCUCCCUCGCUAGUCUGGGCUUGAACCUCCCCAAAACAGAUGGGCGACCACCGUCACUGGCAUCGUUCAAGCUUCCUGCUUCUAUUCCGCCUGGCUUCCUGGACCCUACCCCGAGCCCGAAUCCAACGUCUGCCGCGAACAGCCCAUCGCAACCUCGGCGUUUUCGCCGCAAGCUCUGCGUCUCCCGGCCAUAUAUCCAAGACGAGCCCCGAGGGGGCUCCUUGGACUUGGCCCGCUCGACGCUCGAUCAUGGUGCCAGCGGCAGCCCAUCCAAGCCCCUACCUCCUGGUAUGUCCAAGCUCAAGAGCGGCUACUACACCUUCACAUCUCCCUGGAACGGAAUCUGCACUUUCUCCACCAGCGUCAACGGCCGUAGCCUGAAAUGCAAGCAUAUGAUCCCCGGGCCUGGGGUGCCUCACCACACCCACAGCAGAAGCAACGACAGCCACCAUCACCCUUUCCCCGCCUCUGCAUCAGCGGCCCAGCACCCCGAAUCGCCCGCCAUAACUGUUGCUGAAAUCCGCUUCAACACGCCGUUCCAAGCCGGACACCUCCACCAAGCACCGGGCCAUUCGCACGUCUCCCCCUUCGCCCUCAGCCAAACGACCCCAUUCCGCGACCUGGCCAACCCCCAACAAUUCACACCCCCCGGCGAACCCAGCUACCUCACCUCCCCGCAAACCCCGACCUCCGCCACCUCCACCACCUCCAAACGCAACUCCCUCGCGCAAUUCCUCAACCCAAACACCUACACCCGCCCUCGUGCCCGCUCCGGCGCCAGCACCUCAAGCGUCGGAACCAGCGGCGGCAGCGGAGACCGUCCGCACCGACAGCACGCCCGACACCCCUCCACCAGCAGCAGCACAGGCAGCGAGCCCGGCGGCGAUCUCGAUGACCCCCACGAAAAGGAGAAUGAAUCCUCCCUCCUCCGCCGGCGCGCCAGCGAAGACGAACGGCUGGAUUUCUCCCUCGCCCGCGAACGCGCCGGCGGCGGCAUGCGCGGCAAAUCCGCCAAGCUCGGCAAGUUGAUCAUCGAGGACGAAGGCAUCAAGAUGUUGGAUCUGGUUGUCGCCGCUUGUAUGGCUGUUUGGUGGCGCGGGUAUUAUUACUGAAGAAAACCUAUAAAUAUGAAGUUAGGGUUUCUUCUAGUGAUGCGAGGUAUCCUUUUCUUUUUCGUCAUCACUAGGAACCGACCAUUUACCGUUGUAUAUUCAUUGCAUCCAUCUAGCUUAUCUCUUCUUAUAUUUCUGCAUGUAUCUAUCUAGUCACCUACAUAGGUUGCAUUCUGGCUAUCUGGUCGGUCGAUCGGUCGGUUUGUCUUUGGUCGUGCCUUUCUCCUUCCACUUCCGCUCUUUUUCUCCGGGUGGGUAAGAAGAUGAGGGGAUGGAUGGUUGGUUGAUGGUUGAGUGCUCGGCUUGGUUUAGCUUUCUGCAUAUGUUUUCCGGAGGGCC